GACUUUUCCACUUUCUUUUUCUCUCUCUUCACUUUAACCUUCAGGUCCUCGUUUUCUCCGCUUCCUCUUUUCUUUCUUCUUUCUUCGAUAUUCUCCAAGCUUCUUCCAUGGCGUCGUCUGCGUCUUCCGAUUUUCCUAUUGACCAAUCCAGUCCAUACUAUAUUCACCCCAACGAGAAUCCUGCUCUCGUUCUUGUCUCUCCUCCUCUCGAUGGAUCAAACUACCAUGGCUGGUCUCGCGCUAUGCGGAUGGCCCUGUUAUCAAAAAAUAAGCUCAAGUUCGUCGACGGUACUCUUUCUCGUCCCUCAUCCACCGACAAUUUUUUUCCGGCAUGGGAGCGGUGCAACAAUCUUGUGCAAGGCUGGUUAACCAAGUCGCUCACUCCAACAAUCGCAAAGAGCAUUCUCUGGCUUGAUAGUGCUUCAGAGAUUUGGAAAGAUCUGCAAUCAAGAUACUCUUACUCAAUCCUUUUCUGAUGAUUGGUUCAGCUAAACUACUUGAAGGGCUAUACAUUCUUGAUGCAGAUAUGUCAUUACCUCAAUCCACCUCCCAAGUUCAUGUUGCUGCUACUUCCUCUGAUUCAGGUCACACCCUUUGGCACCUUCGAUUGGGUCACAUUUCCCAUUCUAUCUCUUCUGUAUUGCAUAAAUCAUUUUCUGAAAUUCCUUGUAUCCCUCAACCCCUUCUUUGUGAUACUUGCC
Neltuma alba is the source of this 701-nucleotide messenger RNA. RefSeq lists its product as uncharacterized. The record is from RefSeq and is a predicted model, not a curated record. Bases 108 to 476 code for a protein of 122 amino acids. The transcript is spliced from 2 exons. NCBI's taxonomy places the organism in Eukaryota, Viridiplantae, Streptophyta, Magnoliopsida, Fabales, Fabaceae.